Molecule: messenger RNA, 945 nt
Organism: Galeopterus variegatus (Sunda flying lemur)
Lineage: Eukaryota; Metazoa; Chordata; Mammalia; Dermoptera; Cynocephalidae
Product: olfactory receptor 2H2-like
Exons: 1
Coding region: 1-945 (314 amino acids)
Biological process (GO): G protein-coupled receptor signaling pathway
Cellular component (GO): membrane
Molecular function (GO): G protein-coupled receptor activity; olfactory receptor activity
Source: RefSeq, a predicted model, not a curated record
AUGGACGUGGCCAAUAACACCAUCCCUGGUGGCUUCAUCCUACUGGGCUUCUCAGAUAACCCCAGGCUGGAAAAGAUCCUCUUUGUGGCCGUGACUAUCUUUUACACAGUCACCCUCGUGGGCAACAUCACCAUCAUCCUCCUGUCCCACAUCGACCCCCACCUCCAUACCCCCAUGUACUUCUUCCUCACCCAACUCUCCUUACUGGACCUCUGCUUAACCACUAGCUGCGUUCCCCAGAUGCUGGUCAACCUCUGGGGCCCAGACAAGACUAUCAGCUACUUGGGAUGUGCAGCUCAACUCUACAUCUUCCUGGGACUGGGAGCUGCUGAGUGCGUGCUGCUGCUCAUCAUGGCCUUUGACCGCUACGUGGCCGUAUGCCGACCUCUGCAGUAUGCGGUCAUCAUGCACCCACACCUGUGCCAGAAGCUGGCGCUUCUUGUAUGGGCCAGUGGGAUUGUGAGCACCUUGGUGCACUCCCCCACCACCAUGAAGCUGCCCUUCUGCCAUCACCAUCGGGUGGAUGACUUUGUCUGUGAAGUCCCUGCGUUGAUCCGCCUGGCCUGCGGAGACACGCGGGUCAACGAGCUCCAGAUAUCAGUGAUUGGCACUGUCUUCCUGAUGGGGCCGCUCCUGCUCAUCCUCAUCUCCUACGGCUACAUCGCCCGGGCAGUGCUGACCAUCCAGUCCCAGGAGGGGAGGAGCAAGGCCUUCCGCACCUGCUCUUCCCACCUGGCCGUGGUCUUCCUCUUCUACUGCAGUGGCACCGCGGUCUACGCCCAGCCCCGGAGCCAUUUUUCCCAGAAGGGAGGGAAAUUCCUGACUCUUUUCUAUACUGUGGUAAUCCCCACGCUCAACCCUCUCAUCUACACCUUGAGGAACAAGGACGUGAAGGGAGCUCUCAAGAGGCUGUUUGGGAAAGACAGAAGGGUCAGUGAGGAGUGA